AUGAACUUACAUGACUCAAUAAUGAACUUUGAAAAAUGUGUACGUUUUUUAAAAGAUAAUUUUGUAAACAUUGACAUAAAAAAAAUUGAAAAAGAAACAAAAUUAUAUUUUCAUAAUAAAUUACAGUCAUGUGAGUCUCAAGGGAAAGAAGCGUAUCAAAUAGAUGACAAUGCGUUGAUGGAAUUGAUGAAUAUUAUAUCGAAAAUUAAUGGAAAAGAGGAUGAUGGAUAUAUGGAUCUUCAACAUGACAAAAGAGAAGAAGGUGAAUGCAUGCAUAAUGAGAAUGCUUUGCAUGGUUAUGAGAAGGGAGAAGUAAACUUAAACGAGGAGGAAAUAAACUUCAAAGGAGCAAUAAAUUGUAGAAACGGCAAAAGGGAUCAUCAAAAAAAUGUUUUAAAAAAUAAAAGGAAUCAUAGUAUACGUGCACACAGUGACAAUUGCAAUAGUUAUGGUAAUAUUAAUAGUAGUAAAAGGAGCAGUGAUAGUAAAAGGAGAAGUGAUAGUAAAAGGAGCAGUGAUAGUAAAAGGAGAAGUGAUAGUAAAAGGAGCAGUGGUAGUAACAGUAGCAGUAACAGUAGCAGUAACAGUAGCAGAACUAGGAGCCACAAAAGGUGCGGUAUCGAGGAGGAAAGGAGUACUAGCUAUGAGGGAGGGAUAAAGAAAGGGGAAGACAAAAAAGGAGCAGUAGUAAAUUUAAAUAGCAAGGGGAAUCACUUCAAAAUAGAACAGGAAAAGAAGGAAUGGUUAGAUGACAAAAAGGAGAUAACUUCAUGCAGUGAACAGGAUAUAUUGCUUAAGAAUCUAAAAGACAAAAUAUUGCAAAAUGAAUGCUCUCAAAACAAGUAUGGACAAAUGGACAAAGGGCACCACUUCACUGAGGAAGAAGAAGAGGGUAAGGAUGAAAAUGAGGAGAUGAAAAAUAAUUGCGUGGAAAAAACGAACAGAACAUUUUUGGAAGUACUGUUUCGAAAGCCUUUACUAGAGAACGAACACAUAAAACGAAAUAUAGCUUCCAAAAACUUCUAUACGAUAGGUGAAGACGUGCUUGUCAACUUGACAAUUGUAUUAGAUAGAAUUAUAUUACAAUUAAUAAGUCAUUAUAAAGAAAAAAAGAUAGCAAUACAAGAACAAGAAUUACAUUUUGAAAAUUUUUUUAUAGUAUUAUAUAAAUUGCUUAGCAAUAUAAGUUAUCAUUCGAAAGAAGAGAAAUUCAAAACUAUUAAAUUUAGUAAUAGUCAGAUAAGAAAUACCUUUUUAACAAGUGAUGAUAUAUUUAAUUUAUCCAAAUUAUUAUUUGAGAUACUAAGCUUUAACACAAAUUAUGCUAAUACGGAUGUGCAAUAUCAAAACGAUGCGCAACUUGAUGAUGAACGUAGUGAUUCAACCUGUCAGUAUGAUCAUAUGAUAUGGAAAUUUGAAAAUAAUCUUACGGAUAAGGAGUCUAUAUUGUUCGACUUUGUUUUAUCCUCUGUUAAUAUUAUUAUGAACAUGAUGAAUAAAAAGGUACCACGAAUUAGUACCAGUAGUGUGAAAACCUACCAAGCGGAAGAUAAAAGAGAACAAAUAAAUCAAAAUGAUCAUUCUAAUAAUAAAUUAUUUUUAGAAAAAAUAAAAAAUUUACAAAAUUUAUCGAACAGUAUUGCACCAGCUACGAAUAAUAAACUACUUGUUAUUCAUCAAAAAAAUAUGCAAGAACAACAAGCUUUGAAUGAUAUUAGAAAACUGCAUAACGAAAAAUAUAACACUCAUAAAAAUUAUUGUAAUGACAAGAAUGACAAACACAGGUACUCAGGUAAGAUAACUAAUAAUAAUAGGAGCAGUCAUAAUGUAUGGAAUAAUAAUGAAAAAGCAAAUAAUCGUUCGAGGGAGAACCUUUUUUUUAAUAACAAUAAGGAUGAAAACCAAAAUAGCAACUCAAUAAAAGGCAAGAAAAAAAUAAAGCAUUUUUUCAAAAAUUUGUUUAAAAAAGAUUAA
Plasmodium malariae is the source of this 1974-nucleotide messenger RNA. Its product is annotated as conserved Plasmodium protein, unknown function. The transcript has a single exon. Bases 1 to 1974 code for a protein of 657 amino acids. NCBI's taxonomy places the organism in Eukaryota, Apicomplexa, Aconoidasida, Haemosporida, Plasmodiidae. The record is from RefSeq and is a predicted model, not a curated record.